Molecule: messenger RNA, 2247 nt
Organism: Purpureocillium lilacinum
Lineage: Eukaryota; Fungi; Ascomycota; Sordariomycetes; Hypocreales; Ophiocordycipitaceae
Molecular function (GO): protein binding
Source: RefSeq, a predicted model, not a curated record
AUGCUGCCGUCUCCCUCGACGCCGGCCGCCCAUCUUUGCGACAGAGCCAACGACCGGGCCCACGGCGACCGCGACUCGGCUUGCCCGCCGUGGACCUGCGACCGCGGCCCGUGCAGUUGGGACCAUCGCGCCGACACCGAAUCUGCCAGUGCCGGCGCCGCCGCAUCGUUUGUCGCCAGACCCCCCGGGAGGAACGUGCACCCCGAAGCCGUCCAGCAGCACAACGGCACCCGACCACACGACCACCGCCGGCACUCGGCCAGAGUUUUCGUCAUGCCCAAUGCACCCGUCGCCUCCCGUCACCAGGAAAGCGGGUGCAUUGUCCACGACGAGUCCGACUCGAGCUUGGGCGACGAUUACAGCGAGGCCCAAUGCCUGUACCACGGCGCCCCUCAGCCACAUCUUGACCAGCAACUCCCUCCGUACGAUGAUGACCUCGACAUGAGCGACAGCGAUGGCGGCGCACCACUGGACGACAUACUAGUCGCCAUGGACGUGGGCGACGGGCCGGUGCAUUCCGAGCCCGAGUUGGAAACGCAUGCGGCCGAUUUCGCUGACGACGACGACGACGCCGCCGACGCCGACGACAUGUUCGGCGCCAGCGAGGACGCCCACGACCAACCCCCAGCGCUACCCGAUUUCUACCUAAACAUGCAUAUGCCUCCGUUCCCCUACAACAUCCACCCUGAUGGUCAGCUGCCGGAUAACAUCUGGCCGUUCCCCAUACUGGACUUUGACGACGCGCCCCCGCCUGCCAUGGCAGACCCAGGGCUCGAGAACUUUCCCCCGCAGCUCAGUAACCCGAACCCAAGCAUCCUUGGAUCUACGAACCUCUGCCUGGUCGACUUUCUACGCGACUGGGUGAACCAGACUCGACUCGCGCGCCCGUCGAGGAGGAGGGCUCCGCAUCUCGCCGAAGUAUACAGGCAGGCCCACGCCGAGAUCAAGCGGGUGAUCUACGCGGGGUUGAAAGGGGAUGAAUGCGAUUUUCAAGGCCUCGAUUGGGCUGCCAUGGGGACGACCCGCGACGCUGCGAGGGUGGCGCGGCUCAACUCAUAUCGGAAUUACGUGAACCGACCAGGCUCCGACAGAUGGACCCUACCCUCCGAGUCACCCAAGAUACCAGCCAGGGACAGCUUCUUCCGAUUCAAGACGAUGGAUAUACGGCCUGACGCCAGCCUUGCGCACUUUCAGCUGCGGAGCGUGCUUGCGUGCCCAUCUCGCACGCUUGCGUUCUACCCAAGUCCGAAUGGCAUAAGCCGUCUCAACCUAAGGUCCAAAAAGACAGAUCUGAUCGUGAACACGCGAGAGUUCCCCGCCACGGGCGGCGUGAUUUCGACGCUUGACGCCAACUGUGGCGUCCUGAUGGGCGGCACCUUCAAUGGGGACUACUGCCUCAAGGCCCUAGAUUCAGAAGAGAAGAAUGCAUUCUCAGAGGGGCAAAUAUCACCUGACGGCAUCACAAACCACUUGAGGAUUCACACGUCCCGCCGGAAUGCCAGGCCAAUCGCCAGCAUCGCAAGCAACGACCGAGGUCUUCGGGUCAUGGACAUCGAGACAGAAACGUUUGUCUCUCGCAAGAUGUACCCGUUCUGCCUCAACUGCUCGGCGAACUCACCGGACCGCCGGCUGCAGGUGGUGGUGGGCGACGACCCCAACGUGCUCAUCGUCAAUGCAGACACGGGCGAAAUCCUGCAGGAGCUCACGGGCCACGGCGACUACGGCUUCGCCUGCGACUGGUCCGAUGACGGCUGGACCGUGGCGACGGGGUUCCAGGACAAGGCGAUCAAGAUCUGGGAUGCCCGAAAGUGGUGCAACUCUAGCGGCGUGAGCACUGCCCUAUGCACGAUUCGAGCCGAGAUGGCCGGGGUCCGUGGGCUGCGCUUCUCCCCGCGAGGCAGCGGGAAGCCGAUAUUGGUUGCGGCCGAGGAGGCCGACUACAUCAACUUGAUCGACGCGCAGACGUUCAGCUCUAAGCAAACGAUCGAUGUGUUCAGCGAGGUUGGCGGCAUCGACUUCACCAACGACGGCCAGGACCUCAACGUGCUCUGCUGCGAUCCCCAUCGUGGCGGUGUGUUGCAGCUUGAGCGCUGCGGAAGAGGCCCCGACGUUUCUUUGGAGAACGCCUGGCUGCGGCGGUCGACGCGAUAUCCUUGGCUUGUGGACCGAGACGAGGAGUGCGAGCUGCAACAACGAUGGUCUCGCGGCCGUGUGCCGACCCUGCUAGAAGGCCCGGAGCCGUUUUAG